AAGUGACCACUCAACUUUCGCAUUCGCAUAGCAACUUUUGUAUAUUCUUCUGUUGUUGCGGUCGCGGUAAUUGUAGUCUCAGUGCAAUUUGUGUAAACCAUCAAAAAAAAUAUAUUUAUUUUUUGUUUUAUCUCAAAAAAUAAAAACCUAAACAAAAAAAAAUAUAAAUUAGAACUAAACUGAUAUCGAAAGGCUUUUUGAUAAAACGACACUCGAAACCCUCUGAAAUGGCAACAAAAAUACAACACUUAAAAUUCUUAUCAAAUUCUUGAAGCAAACUGAAAAUUAUUGGUCUUUCACUUUUGGUGGUGUUUUAAAAUUGAUACAACUCCGGAAAGAGGAAGUAAACUGAUAGUGAUAUAUUAUUUUGUUUUUAACAUAAAAUUGUAUUUUAAAAACAAAAUACAAACAAAAAUGAGCGGAAUAAUAUGGCGAGAACUAUUUCCCACAAAGUUAACAUGUUUAAUUUUUAUAUUUUACAUGUCUUUGUUUAUAAGCCAAGGCAUAUUGGUGACGGCAUCUCAAGAGUCUAAUAACUCAUAUAGCUAUAAUACCGUGACAGUGGUGCUAUUGACCGAAGUCUUGAAGUUAGUUAUAUCAACUACCUUAUAUUGUAGAGAUCAUACAAUCGAUUCAUUAUUUAAAGACAUAAAAAAGCAUUCCAAUGUGAUGAUGUUGUACUUUGUGCCGGCAUUUUUAUAUUGCCUGUAUAAUAAUUUAGCUUUUGUCAAUUUAUCGACGUUCGAUCCGACGACCUAUUAUUUACUUUUACAAUUGAGAGUUGUCAUUACCGGCAUAUUAUUUCAGGUGAUCUUUAAAAAAUACCUCACACAACGACAAUGGCUCUCUCUGAUCCUCCUGACAGUGGGAUGCAUGCUCAAGCAAUUCAAUUUCAAUGCAAUAAGUCAAUCUGACUCUGGUGCCAACAUCUUCCCCCAAAACAACUCGACGCAAACAUCAACAAAUGUUGAAGAUGGCUCAAAGCUUUCAAACAAAAAUACAACCGGUUUCGAUUUGAGCAUAAGUGCUGUUUGGAUUCUAGUCCAAACAAUAUGUUCCUGUUUGGCUGGCGUCUACAAUGAAUACCUGCUCAAGGACAAAGGUGCCGAUGUCGACAUCUUCGUGCAGAAUGUUUUUAUGUACUUUGACUCCAUCGCAUGCAAUGCUGGCAUUUUGAUUUUGCGUGGAGAACUACUUGAUGCUUUUACAUUCACAAACAUCCAGUCGGUAUUCCGUUGGAGUGUUGUGGCAAUAAUCAUCAAUAAUGCAGCGAUUGGUAUCGUGACGAGUUUCUUCCUGAAAUACUUGAAUUCAAUACUCAAAACUUUUGCCAGCGCCUUAGAAAUUCUAUUCACAGCAGUAUUAUGUUAUUUUCUAUUCGCAAUACCUAUUUACAUAAACACAGUUCUGGCCAUAGCUGUUGUUUCAUUUGCCAUUUACUUGUACUCACAGAGUCCGGUGGUGAAUCAGGGCAAAGUUGUUAGACAACAACAGCAAGGUUCAUCAUAUAAAUCGGACGCGAUGUCUAGUCGAAAACUGCUGGAUACAGAUACCGAUCUGGACAUGGAAGAAGUUUAGAAUUAUAGUUUCUUUUUUUUAAUUUAAAUGCUUGUCUAUUUAUGUAUAUGCCUAUACUUAACCAAAUGAUGAUACAAAAAAUAAAACAAUUUAUUUUUUUAUAGAAAAAAGAAAAA
Molecule: messenger RNA, 1694 nt
Organism: Eupeodes corollae
Lineage: Eukaryota; Metazoa; Arthropoda; Insecta; Diptera; Syrphidae
Gene: senju
Product: UDP-galactose transporter senju
Exons: 4
Coding region: 415-1578 (387 amino acids)
Biological process (GO): pyrimidine nucleotide-sugar transmembrane transport
Cellular component (GO): Golgi membrane
Molecular function (GO): UDP-galactose transmembrane transporter activity
Source: RefSeq, a predicted model, not a curated record